UUAGCUUGCUAAUCCCUUUAUGGGUUGAAAAAAUACACCCCUAUUAUUAUAGUAAUUAUGGUAUUAAAUUUGUGUUGCAUUUAAUAAUCUUUGGGAAUUAAAAACUCUUAUUAAUUACUUUUUUUUAAACUACCAUUGCACUGAUACAACUAUCAUUGCACAUUCCUAUUUUGAACUACCAUUGCACUGUUACAAUUACCAUUGCACAUGUACACUGAUAUCAUUGCACUAGUAGAACUACCAUUGCACCUGUACACUGAUAUCAUUGCACCGGUAGAACUACUAUUGCACUGAAAAAAGGAAAAUAAUUAAUAUGAGUUUUUUAUUCAGAUAGAUUAUUAAAUGCAACACAAAUCAGUUACCUUAAAAGCCUAUAAUUAAUAGGGGGUGUCAUUUUUCCAACCCAUUUAGGGGUAGUCAUGCUAUCUCACCCCCAACAUUUGAGCCAAAAAAUGGGAUCGAUUCACUUGCUAACCCCUCUAUGUGGUUGGAAAAAAUGACAUCUUCUAUUAAUUAUAGUUAAUUAUGGUAUUAAAUUAGUGUUGCAUUUAAUAAUCUUUAGGAAUUAAAAACUCAUAUUAAUUAAAUUUUUUUUAAACUACCAUUGCACUGAUAUAAUUAUAAUUGCACUUGUACACUAAACUCAUUUUAAUUACAUUCCUUUUUUUGAACUACCAUUGCACUGAUACAUUGCACCUAUACACUGAUAUCAUUGCACGGGUAGAACUAUCAUUCCACUGAAAAAAGGAAAGUAAUUAAUAUGAGUUUUUAAUUUAGAUAGAUUAUUAAAUACAACACAAAUCAAUUAUCUUAAAAGCCUAUGAUUAAUAGAGAUGUCAUUUUCCAGGGGUAGUCAUCCUUAGACCUGGCAAUCGAGCCGGGUUGGGCAAUUUCGGGUUGGGAACUUCGGUUACGAGUCUGGUCAUGUUUGGUUGGCUUAUUUCGGGUCAAAUAUUGACCCAACCCAUUCGGUUUUGGGUCGGGCUACAUGCUUCAUAUUUUCUUAAGGAACACAAAUUUUCACAUAUGCAUGGAAAUAGUUUACCUAACACAUGUCAAUUAACAUAUUCCUCCCACGUUAAUGAAAUGAAAUAUAAAUUGCGCAAAUCGUCAAAAAACAAUCACAAGAGUAAUACUACUACAAGAAACACAUGAUAUUUGAUUAUCUUUAAACUCCAAACAUGUCAUUCAAAUCCUUGUGAUUUUUCUUAAACAUCUCACCAAUUUAUGAGUAAUUUUAUCAUAUUUUGGGAGUAAUAUAUUAAAUGAAACGGGUCUAACGGGUCUAACGGUCGACCCUCUAACCCACCCAACUCGACCCAAAAAAUCACGAAUUAUUGGGUUCUGAUCAUUCGAAUUUCGGGUUAAAAAAUUUCUAAUUUUCGAGCGAUUUCGAAUCAGAUCAACAAGUCAGAAUUAUAAUUUGCCACUUCUAGUCAUCCUAUCUAACCCCAUAAAAUUGUCUUUAACGUUUUGGCGAAAAAGCCCCAACUUUAAUUUGUUUGUGGGCUGUGACAAAUGUAAUGAUUGACCAAGUUCGCUGUUUGUUAACUACAGUCAGCGAUCAUCACUCACUGUUACUAAUUUAAUCGUGGAAACUUAAUCCUUGGGGAUCGAAAACCAUAUACUUCAAUCCAAUCGAGGCAGAGAAGAGGAAAGUAAGAAACUUUCCCGUUUGGGCAUGUUUCAUUUCAUUUUUUAAUGUUCUUUUUCUCCCUCACGGCAACCUCCAAUGGAUCUUUUCGAGGGGAGGAAAAUGCCCGCACUUUCCGUUUGUUUCCCGGGAAAGAAAAAUGAUUUUUUUAUUGAUAUAAACAUCCGAAAAGAAAAGGAAAAAAUCUAUAUUGGGUUGCAGGCUGCUGCAGUGGAAGUUGAGGUUAUGGUGGCGCCACGUCGUUGAGGUGGGAAUAGAGCGGGAAAAAGAUAAUGAAUGGCCACAGAGUGAGUGAACCUUAUUCUUCCAUGGCAAAAGCCAACAGAUAACACUUCUUCAGCCCACCAUUUUUUUAACAAGAAGAAAACGAGAGGAAACAAAUUUCGUCCUUUUUUAAAAAAAAAAUCUUCGCAUUCAUAAAUGAAGUAGCAGUCGGUCGGUUGGCGUAGCCGUAGGGCCUCCUGAUGAAGAAGCAAUGGUGUAAAAUAGAAGUAGAAGAAGUGUGCAUUUGUAUUUGAUCCUGUUGUUUUUUUCCCCAAGCUCCCUUUUGCUCCAAAUUUCACCUCCCAAAUCUGCAUGUAGGGGGUUUUUCUUUUUGUGUGGGUUGCCUUUGUUUUCUAGUGGUUAGGAAAAGAACAGAGAACCCACAUUAAAGGGAGGGUGGGAGGGGGGGAAAAGAUCAGAAAUUCUUCUGAGGUUGUCAAUUCUCAACAGUACUUUCUUUUCUUUAAUUUGCCCCAAGCUGCAGCAGGACUAGUGUUGGUGAUUAUUGUCUUACGUUUGUGUGGUUCAGGAGUAUCUUCACCUUGCUUCCUUCACUGAAUCUGUGGUACGCUUUCCUCUCUUCUGCCUUUCUAUCUCUAUACCAGGGCUGUACCGGUGAUCAAUUAGUGAGCUUUUAUUGGUUUUGUUCAAAAGAACAAAGCUUGUUUUGGUUGUGAUGGUGUUUAUGGUUGUGUAGAGUGCACGUGACAAUAAGGUAGUUUUGAAGGUGUUGGGUGAGUUUUGGUUAGUAUUCAUUUCAUGGGGUUGUGGAGCGCGUGUGUUCUGCUGCUGUGUGCUUUUUCUGCCUGAAAUGUGCUUUAAUUGUGAAUUCUUAUAUGGGUGAUCAAUAAUUUUAUAUCUUUUAUCUUGAAAACCAGAAGCAAGUUUCCAUUGAUCAGUGGUUUCUUGUGCCCUCUUCUGUGCUUUCUUUGGUUGUUCAUUCUUUGUUCCCCUCGUAAUCAUGGUUCAACUGUUGCUUAUUGAUCUGUUGUUAAUUGCACCGCAGGAAAGAAGUUUUGUUCAUGCCACACAAGUGUUUGCUUCUGGGGUUUUUGCUUUCUUGCUUGGGAAUUCGCAUUUGAAACUGAAGAUGGUCUUUGUUGGAAGUAGAGGUCCUGGUAGAACUUGGGGAGUUGCUCUACUUCUUAGGUCUUCUUGUUCUUCUGGUUUACUUGCAUUCCAUGGAAGUGACCAUGGAGCUUUCCCUUGACUCUGUGCGGUUGAACCCUGAUAGUGCAAUAGAAUCUGAGAGCUUCAUAGUUGCUGACUGUAUUCAAGUACCUGUGUUGCUUAAUUUCAAGUCUGGGGAGGAGGCUGUUAGGUUAGCAAUGGGAAGCCUUAAUUUGAGCCAUCAGGUCACUUCACCUGGAGGAUGAAGUUUCUCUGGACCAAUUUGUCCAGGCAAUGAGGUGGGGAGGCGAUGUUAGCUUGAGGCACUGGUUGGACAAACCCGAAAGACCGGUUGAGGAAUUCGAAUGCUUGCACAUAUUCUCUCAAAUUGUUGACAUUGUAAAUAUAGCACAUUCUCAAGGGAUUGUAGUCAACAAUGUUCGACCUUCUUGCUUCUUUAUGUCUUCCUUUAACCAUGUCUCUUUCAUUGAAUCUGCUUCUGGUUCUGAUUCCGGGUCCGACUCUUUAGAAGAUGGGUUGAAUCAUAACCAGGGUCUUGAGCUUAGAGAUUCUUGCUCUCCUUUGCUUCUUGCCAUCUCCCAGCAGCAGAAGAGUGCUGGUGGAAGUGAGGAUUUUCGGCCUGUAUCAACAAAUGCUUUCUCUGAAACUAGCUGCAUACAAUCAAGCUCAGCAUGUGGGACUCGAGUGCCAUUAGCAGAGGACAAUGAAGAAGAUAAUGAUAGGAAUGUUGGGGAAGGAGAAAGAAAGCAACCACCGUUUCCUAUGAAGGAAGUUUUGCUUAUGGAGACUGGUUGGUAUACCAGUCCUGAAGAGGCUGCUGGUUCGACAAGCUCCAUUGCAUCAGAUAUAUAUCGGCUUGGUGUGCUUCUCUUCGAGUUGUUCUGCCCUGUCAGUUCAAGGGAAGAAAAGAGCAGAACUAUGUCUAGUUUGAGGCAUCGAGUACUCCCUCCCCAACUGCUGCUGAGGUGGCCAAAAGCAGCUUCUUUUUGCUUAUGGUUGUUGCAUCCAGAGCCUAGCAGUCGGCCUAGUGUGAGUGAUGUGUUGCAGAGCGAGUUUCUUGCUGAACCAAAAGAUAAGCUAGAAGAGCGUGAAGCAGCCAUACAGCUGAGAGAGAGAAUAGAAGAGCAAGACCUGUUGCUCGAGUUCCUCUUAUUGAUACAACAGAGGGAACAGGAAGCUGCUGAUAAGUUGCAAGACACUGUUUCUCUUUUGUGCUCGGAUAUUGAAGAGGUCAUGAAGCAUCAAUCAGUUCAAGGGAAUAAUGGAAACACAGCUGCAGAAAAAGGGAAGGAAGAUCUUAUGACUUCUGAACUCCUGCUCAUGAACCCAUCUCAAACAGAUGAUUGUUUAGGCCUGGGUUCUAGAAAACGAUCUCGACCUGGCUGUCAGACUCAGAAUGCUGAGGAAUUUGAUGAUAAUUUGGAGGAUGCUCAAAACUCAAGUAUAAUGCCAUCACAAGCUCAAGGAAGUUUACUGUUCAAAAACUCACGACUCAUGAAAAACUUCAAGAAGUUAGAGGCAGCUUAUCUGCUGACAAGAUGCCAACCAGUAGCAACAAUAAGGCCUCUGGGAAGAUCAUUCAGUAGACAUUCCCCAGUGAGCAGUGAUGGAAGAGGUUCAGUUGUAGCCAGUGAAAGAAGCUCCAUUAGUGGGUUACAACCAAGAGCUCAGCAUGUUGUGGCCAGACAAACUGGGUGGAUUAGUCCGUUCCUUGAGGGUUUAUGCAAGUACCUAUCUCUGAGUAAGCUUAAAGUCAAGGCUGAUGUGAAGCAGGGAGAUUUAUUGAACUCCUCCAACCUAGUAUGCUCUUUGAGUUUUGAUCGUGAUGGGGAGUUCUUUGCUGCGGCUGGUGUAAAUAAGAAGAUAAAAGUGUUUGAGUGUGAUGCAAUCAUAAAUAAGAACCGUGAUAUUCAGUACCCGGUCGUUGAGAUGUCUAGCAGGUCGAAACUGAGCAGUAUAUGUUGGAACAGCUAUAUCAAAAGCCAAAUUGCUUCUAGUAACUUUGAAGGUGUGGUGCAGGUAUGGGAUGCUUCAAGAGGUCAGGUAGUAACUGAAAUGAGAGAGCACGAGAAGCGCGUUUGGUCUAUUGACUUCUCAUCUGUAGAUCCAACACUGUUGGCUAGUGGGAGCGAUGAUGGUUCUGUUAAGCUAUGGAGUAUCAAUCAGGGAGUAAGCAUUGGUACCAUAAAAACAAAAGCCAAUGUCUGCUGUGUUCAGUUUCCGCUAGAUUCCAGUCGCUCGCUUGCAUUUGGUUCAGCAGAUCAUAGAGUUUACUACUAUGAUCUUCGUAACUCGAGAGUUCCACUGUGCACGUUGGUUGGCCACAGUAAAACUGUGAGUUAUGUGAAGUUUGUUGACUCGACAACUAUUGUUUCUGCGUCGACGGAUAACACGCUGAAGCUCUGGGAUUUGUCAGCCUGUGCAUCUCGAGUCAUUGAUGCUCCACUGCACUCUUUCACGGGCCACAUGAACGUGAAGAACUUCGUUGGUCUAUCAGUGGCUGAUGGUUACAUUGCCACUGGCUCAGAAACAAAUGAGGUUGUGAUCUACCAUAAAGCCUUCCCAAUGCCAGCACUAUCAUACAAGUUCAACACCACAGACCCAGUUUCCGGGCAUGAAAUGGACGACACGUCACAGUUCAUCUCAUCGGUCUGCUGGCGGGGCCAGUCCUCGACCCUUGUUGCUGCAAAUUCGACCGGCAAUAUCAAAAUACUGGAGAUGGUUUGAUCCUAUUUGGCGAAGCAUACACGUUAUAUUUAUGUAGCAAUAAUUUAGAGCGAGCCAGCCAGCCAGCCGCAGAGACCCAAGGACCAACAGUUGUUAAAAAGCAAGCAGAAAGAGAGGAGUGGGGUGGGUGCUUAUUAGUAGUUUUUCAGCAUUAUGUUAGAGCCAGACGAUGUUUUAGAUGAUUGCUUAAUGCUCUAUGAAUCUAUAGUGUUUUCUAUUGAUUUUGGGUGGGUGGGAAACGGAAAGCAGAUCUGCAGAUGCUGUUAAUGGGGAAGAGAGAUGUACCUCUGCAUAAGAUUCAUCAACCACUGUCCACUAUGUAUAUUUUGUAAUGCUUAUCAUAGCUAAAACCAUCAUUCUUCGUGACGAGCUUCUAACCCAACCAGUCGGCCAUAAUUUUUAUUUUUAGUAAAUUAUAUUCUCUAGUUUAAUGAGGAUACUUUGAAAAGACCAUAAGGUAAUUUAGGUUAACAAAUUUUUGGUAUUUGUAGUUUCUUUUAUGUAAUUUUGUAUCGAACAAAUUAUUUAUUAAUCUAGAGAUGGCAUCGGGGCGGAUCGGGAUGAGUGAUUGGAGCACGCUCGAUUUGGGGUUGCAGAAGCGGAGGGGGGAGGGGAAUAAGAGGAAGAGAAGAGGGAAGGAGUGGAGAAUGGUGAUCAGAAGAGGGAGGAGGGGAACAGGACCGAAUCAACGGAAUCACGUGUCAGCUUUUUUCUUUUAUUAAAAUUUGAUAUGGAGGGGUAAUAGGGUAAAUUGUACCCCUAUUUAAUGCUGACGAUGAUGCUCUGACGCGGAUCCCACUCUCCCACCUCACACUAGUUCUCCUCUCUUUUACUCUUUUUUUUUAUUAUUAGAAAAAGUACAUUAUUUCCUCUCUCUCAUCUACAACAAAAAUAAUCUAACCAUCCUAGCUAUCUUUGCGGGUUGGAUCCGGUGCUUAAGCCUAUAAGUUUAAGCAUCUUCUUAAGUCAUUCUCAUUGGUUAAUAGUAGAUUAGGUAGUUAAUAGUGGUUAGUAGUUAAUUGUUAGUUGAGGGUAAAUGGGGUAUUAGACAAAUAUAAUUAAUACUAAUAAUUAAUGAUUUUAUUUCUCUUUCCUCCGUAACCUUCUUAUUACCCUCUCUCGUCACUAUCAUUAAAAGAAAAUUCAGAAUUAAUUAAAUUAAAUAUUAUUAUUUAAUAUUUAAUAAAUUCGGACUUAAUGUUUUUUCUUUCUUAAAAUGAAAAUUAAAAAUACCCGCUCUCUCUCACUUUGAGACAACUUGCAAUGUAGUAUUAACGUUUUACAAUGAUAUUAUUAACUUUUAUGAAAUUAAAAAUACAUGCUCUCUCUCAUUUUGAGACAACUUGCAAUGUAGUAUUAACGUUUUGCAAUGACAUUAUCAACAUUUAUGAAAUAAAUAAUUAUUACUAUACCUAAUCAUUAUUAAUAUUUUCAAUAUACUUAUCAAUUUUUUACAAUUACAUUAUUAACAAUUUUGGAUCAAUUAUUACUGUUUUACAUUUUUGACAUCAAUGCUUGUGAAUGAAUCAUUAAAGUCAUAUAACAUUGCCACUAAAAGUUUGAGUAGUGCAAUAUUAUUGAUUUACAAUAUUUUUAGUUUUUUACCAAUGAUUCGCAUUUUCAUCUCAUGUUUAUAACUAUCUAGUCAUGGCAUCUUCCAAUGACUUCUAAUGACAUUGUUAACAUUUUGCAAUCAAUUGAUAUUGCUUUGUAUAUCAUUCUCAGUGAUCAUGAAUCACAAUAUAGAUCUUCAAGAUCUUCGUCACUUGUGACAUAGUGCACCUGUGAUUAAGUCAAACAAACAUUAGUAAAGGAAACUCAUUGCAAUUUGAAUGAGUGAGGAAAAUGUUAAUAAUGAUAACAAAAACUUUAAUAACAUGACAGUUAAAAA
Molecule: messenger RNA, 7667 nt
Organism: Linum trigynum
Lineage: Eukaryota; Viridiplantae; Streptophyta; Magnoliopsida; Malpighiales; Linaceae
Source: the annotation of a GenBank genome assembly